AACUAGUAAUAACUCUUACAUUAUUUUAUGUACAUUUAUAAUCAAUACAGAGUAAAAUCGGAACUCACUGAUGCUACAGAUGUUAUUUUUCUGCGUUUUUUUUUUCUUUUUCAUAAAUCCACGAUUGUAACUUCGAUGCGCUGAACAAACCACCUAUAGUCCGUAUACAUAACAAUGCAUUCUAACAUGUUUGUCUACAGUCGUCUAGAUAUUUUGCAUUAUUUAUUGGUAUAGAGCUUAUUUUAAUGACCUAGGCCGUUCUUGUGUUGUGACGUUCACCGGUUAUUGCCAGGUCAAAGGUCGCUUAACCCGGGUCUGUUUCGAUCAAAACGCGAAAACACACUCCUGCUUGCUUGAGUUGAGUUCACGUGUAUUCCUUGUAAAACAAUAAACCUCUGACUGCUGGUUCUGGUAUACGGGGUAGGUUUUGUAAGCUGGAUAGCAGUCAUGCUACCUGUUAUUGUGGUUCACGGGGGUGCUGGGUGGAUAGGGAAGGAGCGAGCAGAAGGGUCCUGCCGUGGCGUGCAGGAAGCUGUGCUUGCUGGAUAUCGCAUCCUCCAGCGGGGGGGCAGUGCGUUGGAUGCUGUGGAAGAGGCUGUUGUGGCAAUGGAGGAUAAUCCAAUGUAUAAUGCAGGCUGUGGAUCUGUCCUGAAUGAAUUAGGGGGAGUAGAAAUGGAUGCUAUCAUCAUGGAUGGGAAAACACUGGCGAGUGGAGCGGUAUCCGCUGUCAAGGGGAUUGCAAACCCAAUCAAACUGUCUCGACUUGUCAUGGAAAAGACAGAACAUUUGUGUCUGACUGCUGAAGGGGCUUCUAGGUUUGCAAAAGCAAUGGGUGUACCAGAAGUGGAAGAGGAGUCUUUAAAAACAGACUACUCCAGAAAGAGAUGGGUGGAGAACUUGGCACCUGGAUCCAAUCCUGUGGAAAGUCAGAUGGGUAAAAUGGGGACAGUCGGUGCUGUUGCCAUAGAUUCUCAAGGCAAUGUGGCCAGUGCGACCUCUACUGGUGGGAUGCUAAACAAAAUGGUUGGUCGUGUCGGUGAUACGCCCUGCGUAGGGUGUGGUGCCUAUGCUGACAACCUGUUUGGCGCGGCCUCCCCCACUGGACAUGGGGAGGCGAUCAUGAAGGUGACAUUGUGCAGACUCAUCCUGUUUCACAUGGAGCAAGGAAUGUCACCGGAAAAGGCUGCGGACACAGCGCUCGAUUACAUGAAGACAAGAGUACGGGGCAUUGGAGGAGUUGUAGUAGUUAACAGCUCUGGUGACUGGGCUGCAAGAUUUACCAGUGACCAGAUGGCCUGGGCAGCAGUAAAGAAUGACCAGCUCCAUUAUGGACUUUACAAAGGAGAAUCAUUCACUUUGCCAGUUACCAACACUUAGUUGUCUCCUUGACAGUUGAGUGAUUUUCAAUAGGGGGAAAUCACUGGUGCUUUUAGAAAAUAGAACAUCCCAAUUUGAGCAUAUUUUUACAAACAUAAAUACUUUAAAGAGAUGCACAUGCAUUAUUAAUGUCUUAUUUUCAGAAGCUUGAAACAAAAAGGGCACUAUUUUAAUCAUGUAAUCAAUGGUGAUAUUUAGGUCAGCUAUAGGUUAGAUCAGGUGAAACUUUGCAAAGUUGCCAAAAUGUCUACUAUUUCUUCUGAAUCAUAAUUUAUAAUAUUUUCACUAUUUCCAAUGUCUAUAUUGUUAAAUGUGUCUCUGCAGAAGAGCUGACAUAGUGUUCUAGAACCUCCUGCAGUGUUUACAAGAAACAUGUUACUUUACCUAUGCUGUAUUCCAUGUUGUCCAUAUCACAGUAUAGUUUGGAUAUUUCUUUUUUUAGUGACAGGUCAUGGGUAAAUUACCUAGGGAGUUACUUUUUUUUUCUUCAACUUUUCCUCAGGAACGUUUGCCAGUAGAGAGAUUUUUUUCUUCUAAACAUUGCUUCCAGUUCAUGCUCUCUCCUGCAACAAUGCUGGUGCUGUGAUUGUAAUGAGAGCCACAUUGUUGCAGGAGGGAGCGUGAUUUGGAUAUACUGAGAUUCUUGGAAGAGUGAAGGAGAUGUUUUACCCAUUUGAUUUAUGGCCUAAGAUGUGUGAUUAAAAAUAAGUCGGCAAUGUUUUUUUUUUUGUUGUUGUUUUUUUAAAUAACACUGCUGUAUGGACAACACCGGACACAGCAAAUGCAUUUCUUGUAAACUUUGCAGGGUGUCCUAUAUCACUUUAAACUGAGUAGCUCCAAAUUCUUACAAUUUGCAUUUGUGUUUAAUACAAACAGAACUUCGAAAGUGCUGGUUCCGUUGGAAAAUGUUGCAGUUAUAUGUUUGGAGGAAAACUGCACUGUGUGUAAUGUUAAAGGAAACCCGAAUGAAUAAAAUAGUAUCAAAAAAGA
Acipenser ruthenus (sterlet) is the source of this 2367-nucleotide messenger RNA. RefSeq names its product asparaginase and isoaspartyl peptidase 1 (gene asrgl1). Lineage: Eukaryota; Metazoa; Chordata; Actinopteri; Acipenseriformes; Acipenseridae. The record is from RefSeq and is a predicted model, not a curated record. The coding region runs from base 448 to 1377 and encodes 309 amino acids. Gene Ontology annotation, molecular function: asparaginase activity. The transcript is spliced from 7 exons.